CUCGCCCGCGGCCCCCUCCUCGCUUCUCCCCGCCGCCUCCCCGAGCUCCCCGGUCAGAGGGCCGGAGCGAGAAGAUGGCGAAGACGUACGAUUAUCUGUUCAAGCUGCUGCUCAUCGGCGACUCGGGGGUGGGCAAGACCUGCCUCCUGUUCCGCUUCUCCGAGGACGCCUUCAACACCACCUUCAUCUCCACCAUCGGAAUUGAUUUUAAAAUCAGAACGAUAGAACUAGACGGAAAGAAAAUUAAGCUUCAGAUAUGGGACACGGCGGGUCAGGAAAGGUUCCGAACAAUCACCACAGCCUACUAUAGAGGAGCCAUGGGAAUUAUGCUGGUCUAUGACAUCACAAAUGAAAAAUCUUUUGACAAUAUUAAAAACUGGAUCAGAAACAUUGAAGAGCAUGCCUCUUCAGAUGUUGAAAGAAUGAUCUUGGGUAACAAAUGUGAUAUGAAUGACAAAAGACAAGUGUCAAAAGAAAGAGGGGAGAAGUUAGCAAUUGACUAUGGAAUUAAAUUCCUGGAGACAAGUGCGAAAUCCAGCACAAAUGUAGAAGAGGCAUUUUUUACACUUGCACGAGAUAUAAUGACAAAACUCAACAGAAAAAUGAAUGACAGCAAUUCUUCAGGGGCAGGCGGACCAGUGAAAAUCACAGAAAACCGGUCAAAGAAGACCAGUUUCUUCCGUUGCUCGCUGCUUUGAUGAACUCUGUCAGAGACUGCAGCGCGCCCGGAGGGCCCCUCCUGCCUCUCAGAAAGCACAGGUCAGCCAGCCUCAGAAUCACACCGCCCGGCUGCUGCUGAGAGCACCGCUGAACUCGGACCUCUGCCGCAGAAGGCCCAGUGGACUCCAGCCUCCCGGCCUCGCAAAAGAACAGGCUCGUUUUUUCUUUCAAACAUGGAAGCAAUGACUUGGAGACACAAGCAGGACCUAACUUGUUUUUCCUUUGUUUUCCUGCCUGUUGCAGAAGCUGCUAUCUUUCUUUUUCACUUUGCACACAGUGUUACUCUCUCCCUUCUACAGCACAAUCUCCGACUCAUUUUUGCACACUUUUGUGUCCUUAAGUCGAUGGAUUUGUACAUUUGGGGUUGUAAAAAAAAGACAGGACAUUUAAAGCCGAGGCUAAUGUACUAAAAUUAAAGGACACGUGGUCUGGUUCCUAAGGCCAAAUGUUACUGCAUUGGUGCCAUUUUAUUUAAGGGGUUUGAUUUGUGAUUUUAUUAAGUAAAAAUCAUUGUCAUGACAAAAUCUAUUUUAAAAAUUCAUAAAAAUGCCCGUGUCUUCAUCAGAUCCUCGGUGUCUUCACCUCUUCAGAUUAUGCAGAGCUUUGCCCCAUUCUUGACCUUGUUCCCAGAGUCCAGAUAGCUCCAAGAAUCACUCUUUAAAUUGAUUACCUCUGCCUAAUCUGUGGAAACCACAGUGGGAAAUCACUAUAUUCUCACUUUUCCUGGGGUUUGUAUUUGCUCUUCUUUCCUGUGUUUGACUUAACUGUGAUUCCUCGGUGAUCUGAAACUGAACAUAUUCUAACAUUGCUGUAUUUUUCCUUGUGAAUUUCUUGAGCUGAAAUUUGACAUAGAGAGACGCCCCAUCUAGGAUUUCACUUCAGCAUCUCACUGCGAUUGUGUCACAUGAGGACUUGUAAUAUAUUUUUUCUUAGCUUCAUCCCUUAGCUUGAUGAUUGAGCUGAGAUACCCAGUUUCCACCAUAAUCCCUAUCCACGAGAGUUAAUGAAAGUUAGAUUGAGAUUUUAGUUUGCAGAAAGCUUACCUACACAGAGAGAGAUUAACUUGUUGAUAUAAAUUUCAUAGAGAUAACUCUUGGUAAUGGUGAAAAUAAUGAUUUGGGGUUCUUUUUUUUUGGGCGGGGGGAAGGGUUGUUAAUAAAAGUGAAUAGAUCUAGUGCAGCCUGUAGGAAAAGUCUUGCCUUUUCAUUAGAGAAAAUAUGGUCAAGGUUUCAGUUUUAAAACAGUUGUUUUCAAAUGUUUGAACGCAGUUCCAUCUGUUUAGGCUGAUUGUUAUAGAACUUGGUCUGGUCAUUUGGGCCAAAGCCAAUCAAAAGCUUAGUUGCCUUUCUUACCAAACACUGGUACUUGUAUGCCUUUCAUAGGUGAAACCAUCACAUAAAAAAAGUAGAGUUUAGUGUAUGUGCCAAAUUCAGAUCAUGAUGUCACUGCUGUUAUUUUAGCCUUUGGUGUCAUAACACAGAAGCGGAUCAUUAAGAGGGGAUUAGGGAAAUGAGUACUGUUAAUAAAUAUUCUUCCUGUGUAUGCCUACAAAGGCUUCUGUCACGCCUGAUAGUUAAGAAUGGGAGAUGGGAAUGGAAUGGGUUGGUUGUUACCACAGAGAAUUCUGCUUCAAAGUAAGAUACACUGUUGGAGUGCUUAUACUGGCCAACCUGUAGUACUUCUUUGACAAGGUAUGAAGACUUUAGUGGCUACAGAUGGUCGACUAGUGCUGUUUUUGUGGGUACACUGUACUACUGGUAACAAUUUCAGCUUCCUUGAUUUUUCUUUUUGUUGUUACCUAAAAGCUUAAAGUCACCUUUUGCUGUCCCAAUAUAAUGAGUAGAUCCAUGAUUAAAAGUUGACUGUAGGUCUACCAUCUUCAAAUUAGGUAUCUUUUGGAAAAUGAAAAGUAAUUUCUUAGAAACAUCUUAAAUUGACCGAUUUUCUCAAAAAAAAAAAAAAAAAUCCAAGCAGUUAAGCUUUCUCGAUGGUAACAAAGUACUUUCUAAAAGGCAAGUGAUAUGACACCAUGUAUGAAUGUAAUUCUCUUAGUAAUUUACCUCUUGACUAUUUGGUGUCUUAACACUUUGGUUUAUAUCUCAGGGGUUGUCUGCAAACCAAAACUGACAUAUUCUGUGGUCAGCUUUUGUUUUUGUUUUUUAACAGAAUACUUUGCUUUUGUUCUGUCUUUUCUUUCUUCUGUUGCCUUAUAUGGGUUAAUAACUAGUCUCCAUGAACUUCCCUUUGAAAGAGCCUGAAAAGUUAGCUGAGUCUGAAAGUGCUCUUUGAAGUAGCAGUGGAUUGGGAGUAUAUGCUCUGUUAUAUAGAAAUAAAUUGUCCUUGCUAUUUUCUUACAUUUAGCUUUGCUAAAUUGUAUAUAAUUUGAGCUAAGACCAUAGGAAAUCCCCUUUCUGCAUGAUAAAAUGACCCAAUAAAUAUUCCACUUUGCUUAAUAAUGUACAUAUAUAUGGUGCAUUAUUUUUUCUAUUUGUAGAUGAAUUUAGUGACAGAUAAUUGUCUGUUCCCUGCUGAAACGGAUGAAAUCUGGGUGUUUUUUUUUUGGUGAAGAUUUUUGUGGUCUUUGGGAGAAGGUACAUCAAGACUCGUGCAGCUGGAUGAGUGGUUCAGUGGCUUCACUUGAACACCAGCGCCUGACUGGCAGUGAUGAGCGGGCUAGACCUUUUCCAGAGGAGUCUGAGGGGAUCAGGCAGUGAGAAUGUGCUGUAACCAAGUAGCAUGCAAAGCGGUUGAUUGUAAACUGUUUCACUGGGAACUUAUUUUAGCUAUAUUCUACUUCCGACAGAUUAUGAUGAAAUAAUCCACCUGGGCAUCAGUUAGUAGGUGCCACAGGGUUUCUUACUCUUUACAUGAACAUUUUGUGCAGUCUUUGUUAUAAAUUUUCAGAAGACUAUACUCUUUACUUUGAAGGACUUUUUUAAUUAUACCUCAUUUAGCUAACUAGUAUUCUAAUACCUGGUAGAAAAACAGUGAGUCAGCCUUUACGCAUCCAACAAAAUUUUAGAUGAUGUGUUUUGUUUUGAACUGAAGGCAUCUUUGGGAAAGGUAGGUUGUAUUUUAGAUUAGAAUAGAACAUACAUGCCAUAUUCAAUAUAGAAAAAAAGAAAAAAGUAUUAUCUCCCUGUCAACAUUAAUAUAAUUAGCUGUGCAAUAUAGUUGAGAUUCCACUUUACAGGUUCUGAAUGCCAAGAUUCUAUUUUAAGGCCUAGAAAGGUUUUCCUGUGAUCUGUGAUACAUGUAAGCAGACAUUCUUUUCAAGUUCACGAUUUAGAUUCUUUUAUAAACUUAGUUUCUUAAUCUUUAAAGAUGAGCUUCUAAGCUUAAAAUUGUAGAACCACAUUUCAUUAUGUUGCUUUCCUGAUCUCAGAUUUUAAGCACUCAUUUCUGCAAUCAGGUUUUUUAGAAUUUUUUUUUUUUUAACAAAAACCACAUUUCUUUUUCCUUCUUGUUACAUCCAAAGGAAGGAGGUGGAAAGGAAUGUCUAAAAAUGAAAUCCCUUGACGUGGAGGGACCUAGAGGGAUAGGAUAUGCUAAUAAAAGUUAAAAUUCUAGUAAAAUUUUACAAUAGAAUCAAUGUCUUUUUUUAGACUAAUAAAUUAGUGUUGUACACUCUGAAAAACAUCUAAAUGAAAUGUACAGAGAUGAAAAUUAGCAAGCAGUUAUUUUUGAGAUAUUUUCAGGUUUUAUUCCAUUUCUUGAAAUGUCUGUGCCAUAUGCAAUUGCAUUUCCUGUUGCCAAGAACUAAUAGAACUUCUUAUUUCAUAUUCUUACCUUUUUUAAAAAUGUGAAUUUAAUUGUAGUUCAUGCCUCUGGCCUUAUAGUUGGGUUCUAUUGUGUGUGUUUGCAGUAGACACUGCAGCUCCUUUAAUGCAAAAUACCCUAAACUAUUUGAAUAAAAUUAUGUCCGAUUGGGAAAUAUCUAGUUUUCCCAUAAAAUUAUCCUGCUGUGUAUGUAUGUUAAAACAUAUUUUAUUUUUUCUCCAAUGGCUUAAUGUGAAAAGUUCCUGCAGAUAAAGUAGACCUGUCAUGUGGUUAAUCUUGUUUAAGCCAAUUCAUUAACUGUGUACUGAUACUGAUGCUGUGUUUUUAAAAAAAAAAAAAAUUUAUUCCAGGUGAAUUUUUUUUAUAAUAAUGUUCAUCUAAAAUA
Lepus europaeus (European hare) is the source of this 4885-nucleotide messenger RNA. RefSeq names its product RAB8B, member RAS oncogene family (gene RAB8B). Gene Ontology annotation, biological process: Golgi vesicle fusion to target membrane; protein secretion; protein localization to plasma membrane. Gene Ontology annotation, molecular function: GTPase activity; GTP binding. The transcript has 8 exons. Gene Ontology annotation, cellular component: plasma membrane; trans-Golgi network transport vesicle; synaptic vesicle. The record is from RefSeq and is a predicted model, not a curated record. Bases 75 to 698 code for a protein of 207 amino acids. NCBI's taxonomy places the organism in Eukaryota, Metazoa, Chordata, Mammalia, Lagomorpha, Leporidae.